Hemiscyllium ocellatum (epaulette shark) is the source of this 3917-nucleotide messenger RNA. RefSeq names its product CKLF-like MARVEL transmembrane domain containing 4 (gene cmtm4). The coding region runs from base 320 to 961 and encodes 213 amino acids. Gene Ontology annotation, cellular component: membrane. Lineage: Eukaryota; Metazoa; Chordata; Chondrichthyes; Orectolobiformes; Hemiscylliidae. The record is from RefSeq and is a predicted model, not a curated record. The transcript has 4 exons.
ACUGGGGCUGGGAUUACGGAGAGACGAGGCAGCAGCGAGAGAGAGAGAGGCAGCAGCGAGAGAGAGAGGCAGCAGCGAGCGGCUCCCGCUCCCUAACCCGCCCGGGGAGCGCAGCCUGAGAGGCGGCUGCGGAGGCGCUGUGUGACCGGGGCCAGGCGCUCCUGCUGCGGGCUUUGUGUGUGCCGAGGGGUCGGUGUGAUCUCCCCCCCCACCCCCGGACCACCGCCCCCUGUCCCCGGGGCUGGAGUUAACUUUGAGCCGCUGAAGGUGAAGUUUGUCUGGGAGCGGGGGGGGACCCGGUGUCCCGGUCUCAGGCACCAUGAGGAAUACCGAGGAAGGCGAGGGGUUCGAGGCGGAAGCCUCCAGCACCUCCAUGAUGUCCGGGGCGAGUAGCCCGUACCAGCCGACCACCGAGCCGGUCCGGCCGGGCCACCACCGGCGGCUACAGCUCGCCUGGGACCCCGACUACCUGCGCUCCAGCUUCGGCAUCCUCAAACUGCUCGAGGUGAUUUUGGCACUAAUAGCUUUCAUCUGCAUUGAGACGGUGAAGGAGUGUUUGCCAUGUGGGGGUCUAUACUUCUUUGAGUUUGUCAGCUGCACGGCAUUUGUGGUGACUGGAGUUCUAUUGCUGAUGUUCAGUCUGAACCUUCACACAAAAGUACCGCAGAUCAACUGGAACUUGACGGAUUUGAUCAACACUGUGGUCAGUGCUAUCCUUUUCUUCAUUGCCUCCGUUGUGCUCGCAGCUAUGAAUCAGAAGAGGGGAGGGGAGAUCGCUGCUGUGGUAUUUGGGUUCCUGGCUGCGGCUGUCUACGCGGUUAACACGUACCUGGCCGUUAAGAUUUGGAGAUUGGGUGCCCGCCGCCAAACCGGGGGUCCAGCCAAUGAGUACACGCGUGCCCGAUCGGAAUCUCGGGGAGAGGUGGAGAGUCGGCCUGAGGUCCAACGCUUGGAAGGGUGAAGGAGGAACGGGACUCCCUUUGCAGCGGACAGAGAGAGAGAGAGGGAGGAGUGUCUGAGCUGUGGAAUACUUGGCAGCUGAAAAAUUGAACAUCUGACAUUUUCAGAGCAGACACUUGCAAUUUUUUUUCUUUCUGUUACAGUUUGGGAUAUUGUAGAAGGGCAGGCUCACUGUGGAGAGAUGGAAUGUCAGAGCUUGGAGUCGUCUUGUAUUCACCCGUGCGCACGUGGUUGCCAGGGAAGGCUGUGUGGCUCUGAGCAGCGCUCCCUGGCCCAGGUUCCUGCUGCAUGGAGUGAUGUCCAAACUUGGUCCUUGUGCCUCGUCCCUGCUGUGACCCUGAUUGGAGAUGCUCAACUUUCAGCAGCUGCUAAAUAACGAAUUAAAAUGCUCUAUUUAUUGGGAAGCGGGUUUGAAGGACAGUUUGCAAACUUGUUUUGAAGUGGGGGUGAUGGUGAGAAUUAGCAUGAGAGGCUGUCUCAGUCUAAUGUGCGAAAGACUAACACAAUGAUGAAUAAACUGUGCACUGCGCAGAAUGGAGCUUUGAAUGACAUUGUAGAAUGGGAAUUCUGCUGGUUACUGUGUUAGGGAUGUGUGUGGGUGUCUGUGUAUAGAAGAUUCAAACUCUCCAACACGUAAGUAAUUUCUUUUCACCCGAUUUGCAGUUUGAGUGACUGCGUCAUCCACAAAAUGCACUUCUUUCCACGUCCUGCAGAAGAUGAUGUUCAUCGAUCUCCAUCUCGUUUCUCUUCAAAGUUGCUUGUAAAAAGAAAACAAAAAGAAAAGAUAUCCAAAGAUUUCAUUUUUAAAAAAAAAAAUUUCUUUUGGCUUUUUUUUCACUCAUGCUGAUGACCAAAAUCGGAAAAAGUCAACAUGACUAAAGUAGUACGUUCCAUUCCACGUGACUAAAGUAGUACAUUCCAUACCUUGAUGGAACAUCUUUUGUAGAUUUAUCAAGAUGUCAGCACUAAAAGAGAACCCUCUGUGACCUCUGGUUAAUAUUAAAUCACAGGGUAUCACUUUACUUCACAUUGUCCUCCAUUUUGUUUGUGUUCAGUCUUGGUCCAAGUUAAGUUAGAUCUCCUGGUGCUGACUAUUUUAUGUAUAUCUUGAUUUGAUUUCCAUUUUUUUUAUUCUUAAAUCAUUUCUAUUAUGUGCUAAGAAUGAGGUAUUUAUUAGAUUUGCUUGGAAUAGUCACUGAAUCAGAAUUUUUUUUAAAAAAGCAGCUGAAUCACCUUUGAUUUGCUUGAGUGUCCUCAGUCAGUGAGAGUUUUUUUUCUUUAACACAGAUGGUGUCCAAGACCUUUCAAUAUUCACUGUAUAUCCAUGCCAGUACAUUUACAGGCUGUUCUUGCAUUUCUAACCUGUACAACAAGGUGACCACUCUUUCUAGCUUGCUUCUAUCCCAUCUUAAAGUGAUACGCAAAAGGUUUGAAUUCCACGUCUCAUUGGCUAGAAGCUUUUGGCUUGGUUCAGUGAGUAUCACCCUCAACUCUUUGAUCUGAUGGAUAUCAAUUUGAGCCACAGUCAUGAGCACAUAUCUAGGCCAAUGGUGCAGGGCGGAGGCAGUGCUGCAUUGUCCUUGGUGCUGUCUUCUGCUCCAGGUGUUGGACUGAGCCUCUAUUUGAUGGUUUGUUAAAAGCCCCAUGACACACUUUUUAUGAAGAAGACUGGGCAGGCUAUCGCCAGUGCUCUUGACCUAUAUUCAUCCCAUCAACUCAGAUCACCCAAGAAAGCUUUUGGUGUGGGAGCUUCCUGCGUACAAAUUGGCUGUAUUGGGUUUUCUACAUUACAACAGUGACUGCAGUUCAAAGGUUACUUUGCUGGCUCCAAAGUGCUUUGGGAUGACCUUCUUAUCAGAACACAACACAAAGGUUUCUGGAACCCUUCCACUCCUGAAUUUUCCCAGUUUUUAACAAAAAUCUUUGUGUUUUUGUUUUUAAAAACAUAAUCAGCUUUUUAAAUAUCCAAAGUAGCAGCUCGACGUUGAUAGGUUAGCAAGGAAACUCUGACCCAAAGAGAAGUCAUGAGGAGUCAAAGGGGAAGCUGAACUUGUAGUGUUGUCUGCCUGCCACUAGAUGCCAGCAGCAGCCUGCCAUUAUCCCUCUGCCCCACAGAGUUGGCAGUGCGAGUGCUCUGCAGUACUGGGGGUGAAUAUCACAUCAUCCUCUCUCUAAGUCAAAGGUUAAUUUCACUGAUUAAACCAUCUUGUAUUAAUUUCAGAAGGAAGACUCUCUGACAAAACAUUCCAAUAGUCUUGUCAAUUUUGCUUCAAGUCUUACCAGAGGUGCCUUUCACAGGGAGCAGUUGUUCUCCUGGAAUGAUGACAAUCUUUAUUUCCUACAGUUCACUCCCGCUUACUGAGUUCAUUUGAUUAUAUUGGCCCCUUUGCAUUGUUGGUUUUCUGGGUGAGGUACUGUCUGGGGUUUCGGUUUAAUUUUUGAUGUGUGUUGCCACGAGUAAUCACUGUGUUGAGGAGGGGGACAGAGAUGUAAUUUGUGAUUUUUGGGUUUUUUAAAUUUGUCCAUUGAACCACCCAUUUUAUCCGCCUCCCUCCCACCCCCUUCGUCCUUCAAUGGAGAAGUUAGAGGUCCUCUUGUUUUGGGAUUGUUGGGCAGGGCUUGUUGGGAGGAUACACAGUAAGUAUGGUCUAUAACGAAGAGAAUAAUAAAUGUGAAAAGAUCUCUUCAUGGCAAGGAUUGUCUGAUGAUGCUUUUUAAAUGGUUGGUGUUAAUUGUAGUCAGGUUUUAUUUGUCAUGUCCAGAAUUGUGACAAUUUGUAUUGGAGAUUAUUUUCCUGUUUGCUCCUCACCCUUUAACUUGUCCCUCCAUCUCCUCUGAGCUGUAUUUUUCUACAUGUUUAGAUUUAAUUAGUUUUUGUGAAUGUCAUUUGAUGGUACAGAUGCUCACACCUCUUGUGUGUACCCUUGUUAACAAAUAAAACUGAAUUCACUUGUCAA